UCUCCAUACCUUGAUGCGUCCGUUCUUGCUAAUCUUCAUAUGGAUCAGGUGAUUGGUCUGGUGACUGUAGUAGAAAAUGGAGUAGAUGUAAGACGACAACCAUUGUUCCAUAAUCAGAAAGAGUAUUCAGUUGGAGGAUGUAAUGAUUGUUAUAUAAAGAUAGAACAUGCUGUUCAGAAUGAAUUGGCCAGAAUAUGCGUAGACGAAAAAGAUCAUAUUUCUAUCAUUCCAUUGUCACCUUCCCAUCAACUGGCAGUGAAUUUUGAGGCUGUUGGUGGUCUUGUUACUUUAAACGACAAUGAUAUCUUUACUGUUGCUGGUGGAAUCUUCAGAUUGAACACUAAAGCUGGAAUGGCCAGUGGAAAUCCAUCUGAGGAAGCAUACAUUUCACUGAAAAAUGUUAUUAAAAACAUAUUCAUUAAAAAGUAUAAGUUGAAGGAUGCACUGGUUUGUUUUAAAGGAUGGUUCCAAAAAUGUCAGGAUGACCACAGAGAUAAACUGAUGAAAUUAACAUUUGAAGAAAACUCCUUACUGACCUUGGCAUGUACAGAAGGUGACCUUGAACUUGUUACAUAUCUUAUAGAUGAUUGUAACUGGGAUGUUAAUUAUUGUGAAGGUAUCAAGCAUCCAUCUUUACACUCAGCCAUUUUAAAUGGACAUGUGGAUAUUAUUCCAUAUUUACUUGCAUUUGGUGCAGAUUCUAAUCUAAUCGAUUCCAUGGGUUACAAACCACUGAAUUAUGCCUACAGAUGUUUAGAAGCUAGAGCAUUUGAAGUAACAAAAAUGUUAGUGUUAGAUGGUGCAGACAUAAAUUGUACCACUGUUGCUGGUAAAGGUCAAAAACUUGAAUGGGGACCAUUCAGUGAUAAUAGAAAGAUUAAAUUCAAAGAUGAAGAAGUUAUUGAGAUAGUUGGGGAUCCGUCCAACAUAUACAUUGGACAAGAUGAACAUCCAUUGAUCUUCUGUGCAUUGUUUGAUCAGUUUGAUAUAUUCAGUUAUUUUAUUGAACGGUCUGGAAUUCCCAACAACAUCUUAUGUAAUGCACUUGAUGUAUAUGGUGCAACAUGUGCAUUGGAGUUUAAGUUUGAAGAAUCAUUAAGUUUCUUGAAAGCAGCCAUGGAGCUGAGAUAUGGAGAUCCUGCUCACAAAGUGCCAAAAGAAAAUGUUAAGAAUCCAAGACCAGUCUAUAAUAAUAGGAAUGAGAUGACCUGCCUUGAUGAUUUCAACAAUUUAGCUAAUAAUCCAAGCUCCAUUCCAAUGAUGACACAAGCUGUUUUGAUAUAUGAAAGGAUUCUACCUUUAUAUACAGAACAAUAUUUUGAUGGAUUAUUAAAUCUUACAAACCAAUGUGUUUCAGAGGGCCAUUAUAAAAUGGCAAUGGGUCUCCAUAUUGAAUUACAGAAAGCAUACUGUAAUGCAGCUAAGGAAAGGAUAUGUGUUGAUAAAUAUGACAACUGUGGAACUAGUAUUGCAAACAUGCUGACACUACUAAAAAAUUCCCAGUGGAUACCAUCAUUUGAAGAUAAAAUGUUGGUUUGUGAGCAGUCAUACCAAACCCUCUUGUCAAACACCCAAUUUAAUGAUUUGUACUAUCCUUUCACAGAUAAUAUUAUCUUUGCAUGUUGCUUUGCAUCUAUGCAUUAUAUAAUGAGUUGUCUACAUGAUCAAAACAUUGAACACAAAAUAGUUUUUUACCAGUUCAUGAAGAAGUUAGUCAACUGUAAUUUUAGAGAUGAAAAUGGUAAUUCUAUGAUCCAUAAAGCCUUGGAGCUUCAAGAGUAUGGUUUCAGUGAUGAAUGUAGCGUGUUGAACAGUUCAGAUAAUACUGACAUCAUACAAUUGUUGUUUCAGUAUAAUAUAGAUAUAAAUAGCACUUCUAAUGAAGGGAAUACAGCUCUUCAUUCGUUUAUGCAUUUUAUUAAUAGAUCAGAAAUGAAUAAUGAAGAUAGAGAUAUGAUUAGACUGUUGGUGAAGCAUGGCAGCCAUCUUGAUUCACAAAACAAGAGAGGAGAAACAGUUUUGGAUUUGCUUCGAGUGGGAAAGCAUGACUUGUAUGAUUUGAAUUUAUUACCCUUGCAGUGUAAGGCAGCUUCAGUGGUAGCAAAAUAUGGACUGUUGGUUGGGAAUGAAUACCCUGAGGCAAUUGUUUCAAUUGUCAAACAACAUGAGACGCCAUCUUAGUUGAUUUAGUAGUGAAACAAAUAUGAACUGUUAUAUGGAAGAAAAACCCCAAUUGUCAAACAAAAUUAAACACCAUCUUAUUGGACAUAGUAAUGAAACAUAAAUGAACUGUUAGAAAUGCUGCAAAACAAUUGCUUCAAUCGUUCAACAAAAUGAGACACCACCUUAGUUUAUGAUACAAUAAUGGAGGACCAAGUGGAAAUUCUUUUAGUUUUUGUUUUAUUUUAUAUUAAUAUUUCACAAAUGAUUGUGGCAGUUAGCAGUGUAAAGUAAGAAUAAAAAAAAAACAGUUUAUAUAGGGAUUUUGAACUUUUAAAAUAUCAAUAUAAUACUUAAAAACACUAAAAUUACUUUAUACAAUUGAUAAUUCUAAAUCACUUAAAAUUUACUGGCCGAUUAAAAGCUGUGAUUGCAGAACAAAUUUUAAUGUAACAUUAUAACAUAAUUAUAAAAUCUGAGCUGAUCUGAA
Molecule: messenger RNA, 2650 nt
Organism: Mytilus californianus (California mussel)
Lineage: Eukaryota; Metazoa; Mollusca; Bivalvia; Mytilida; Mytilidae
Exons: 5
Coding region: 40-2181 (713 amino acids)
Molecular function (GO): protein binding
Source: RefSeq, a predicted model, not a curated record